Messenger RNA from Pelobates fuscus (common spadefoot toad), 3936 nucleotides. RefSeq names its product leucine zipper protein 1 (gene LUZP1). The coding region runs from base 342 to 3584 and encodes 1080 amino acids. NCBI's taxonomy places the organism in Eukaryota, Metazoa, Chordata, Amphibia, Anura, Pelobatidae. Gene Ontology annotation, biological process: neural fold bending. The record is from RefSeq and is a predicted model, not a curated record. The transcript is spliced from 5 exons.
GCCCUGCACUGCAGGGAAGGGAAGUGAAGGGGGGGAGAGAGGGAGAGGAUCUGCUGGAAAGGAAAGCACUUCUACAAGGGACUUUACACGCUCACUGUACGGUUAUUGAAUUGCUAAUCGAAGUAUGUCAAGGAAUCCGUGUUAACCUCAUUGUCCUGGAGCAACUUGUCGCAGAUGCUUCCGAAGCAAGUUGGAAUGUAGUGGCUUGGAAGGUUAAAAUGGUCCCUGAAUGUACUCGGAACUGUGCUUAUCAGGAAGAGAAAGGAUAACUUGUUUUAAUCCUAAAUUAACUUAACUGUAUUUGGUGCAAACUCUUGUGGACUUUGUUUUACAAAAACAGCAUGGAGCACUCAAGUCGACAUCUGAGAUUCAAGUUACAGAGCCUGGCACGGCGUCUAGAUGAAUUGGAGGAAGCAACAAAGAACCUUCAAAAAGCAGAAGAUGAAGUUCUGGAUCUUCAGGAUAAAAUUAUACAGGCAGAAGGGAGCAACUCUAGUAUGUUGGCUGAUGUUGAGGCGUUAAGGAAAAGAGUGCUAAAAAUUGAAGGGAAAGAUGAAGAAGUAAGGAAAGCAGAGGAUUUGUGUAGGCUGAUAAAAGAGAAACUGGAAAAUGAGGAAAAUCUUACCCGAGAACUUAGAUCUGAAAUUGAACAGCUUCAGAAAAAGAUGACUGAACUUGAGAAGUUAGAGGAAGCUUUUAACAAAAGCAAAAAUGAUUGCACUCAGCUAUGUCUUAGCUUAAAUGAAGAAAAGAAUAUGUCUAAAAAGUUAUCUUCUGAACUGGAAACACUUAGAGCUAAGGUUAAAGAACUUGAGUGUUCAGAAAGCAAACUGGAUAAAGCUGAACAAUUUAUAACCGGUGAACUGGAAAAAAUUAAGUCUUUAACAAUUAGUUUUGUCAAUGAAAAAAAGUGUUUUCUAGAAAAGGAAAAGCAAAAUGAAAAGUUAAUUUUAGAUCUUAAACAACAGUUAGAGUUGAAAGGGAAAAUAACUACAGGAGAUCAAGCCAGAACAGAGUCUAACAUGUUGGAGAAGUCUUCUGGUCAUACUAUAGAACGCAACAGCUUUAGGAUUGAAGAUGGCUUAACAUCUAAAUCGACCCACACAGUUGGCUUGGAUUAUAUCAAGCAGCCAGAAAACCAAACUAGUAGCAAAAAUGAAAAUGAGAAAAACAAAAAUCAGGAAGACAAUAAAAUUCGAGAUCUGAAUCAGGAAAUAGAGAAACUAAGAAAUCAAAUAAAAAACUCUGAGGGUGUGGAAGAUGAGUUAAAACAACUGAAGGAGAAAAAUUGUAAACUGCAGGAAGACUAUAUUAGUGAACAAGUCAAAAGCAAGCAGUUGACUGAUGAAAUUCAGGCUUUAAAAAAACAAGCCAAUCAAUACCACAGUCUAGAAAAUGGAGUUCUUGAUACUGAUGAAAUAACGUCACGUGGUAGACUUCGAAAUGAAAGGAAAUACAAGCCAUUAUCCUCUGAGCCUCAGACUUCCAAGAAUGGCUCUCGAGAUUUAUCACCUCAGCAAUCAAGAACUGAGAGGCAUUUAACUAAAGACUAUCAAAAUUCAGAUUCUCAUUCUAAAAAAACAUUGUCGUGUAGUAGUUCAAACAGUAGGAAAUCUGGAAAACCCACACUUUUGGAGACCUCACUAAGCAGUGUUAGGAAAGAUGAUCAUGUACCACCAUUAUCUAGUCGUGUUUAUGGGACAAAGGAAUAUGGAACGGCAAAUGAAAUAAAAAAGUCUAAAGAUCAGCCAUCUGUAUUAAGCCGGUAUCCACCUGCUGCUCAAGAACAUACAACAAAAAAGUCAUGGAAAAGCUCUACAAGUAAGCACCAAAAUAGCUUUGGAGAAGACUAUUCAGUUAAGGUGACACAAGCUGUUAUUACUUCAAGAAAAGAAGUCUCUACUGAAGAGCAGAUGAUUAGGGAUGCCCCCCCUUAUUUCAAUUCUGAAAAUAAAGUUAAUUCGAAUCUUCAUGAAGAAGUUCAGUUGCUUGAGAACUUCCCACUAUCUUCCACAUUGUGCACAAAAAAGUAUUCUGAACUCGAAGCAGUGCCUGUUAUGACUGAAGUGCAAGAAGAUAUGCCUAAAGCUUUUAUGAACUCAGACGAGUAUGUUACGGAAAAUACAACCCCAGACAAAUCCAUUAAAAGCACUCGUUUCUCAGGUAGAGACGAGUUUACAAACUAUUCUGUUUCUGGAGAGGCCAAAUCCUCAAAUUACAAUAAAGAUAAUAUUCCAGUUGGCCAACAAGAUUUAAAUCCACAGAAGUCUUACCAUAACCAAGAGAGAGUACGUCUUAAAUCUUCUAUAAAACCUCAGAUUCCUGAAAAACCACAUAUUCCAGAAACCGACCAUAGGGAACUGGAUAAAAGGCAUAUUACUCAUGGGAUUCACUCUAGAAAACCAUCUAGUCCUAAAGAAAAAAAUAAUUUUCAAGAUCGGACACAGAAUGUGGAAAAUGAUAACCAGAUCUCUCAAAGAGUGUUUGUAUGUGAAACAAAAAGAGUAUCUUCUGAUGGUUUAGAAAGUACUGAGACACAAUCUCAUGCUGGCAUACGGUCAAGAACAUAUAGUCCAAGGGAGGCUUUACAGUCCACAGUGAUAGUUAAACCAGUCAUCAUUGAAAAGGAUAUGAAAGAAAUCAUGAGUGAUUACAGAGUAAGGUCUAGCUCAGACAUUAGUAGAUCACAGACCAAUACAACACCAAGCAAAGUUUCGAGCAGUAUCACAUUUUUUCCUUCUGAUGCAGUAUCUUCUCGUAUGAACACAGAUGUGAUGCCAAGAGAGAGACACACAUCUACCAGUAACAUUAGAUUAUCUGCAAACGAUCAGACCGUGUUAAAAAAUAAUAUUAGUAUUCCUUUUGAAAUAUCAAUAAAGAAAGAAGAUAUGGUAUUAAAAGUGGCUAUUGAUGAUGAUGAUGAUGAUGAUGAUGAUGAUGAUGAUGAUGAUGAAAGUGACUUGAAUCUUGCAGAAAUAAACAAGGUAUCUGAUCUAACCAUCAGCCAACAGCAAAAGAAGAUUAACGAACAUAACCUUGAAAUGGAGACUGUAUCUUGGAAAAAGCAUAGCAUCGUAGACACAAAUUAUUUUGAGAGUAAACGAGGUUUUACGAGAAGUACUUUGAGAAAAGGCGUCUUAGGUUCUACAGAAGAACUAGAUAUACUAACUACAGAGAAAGAUGACUCAAGAGAAACAAAAUAUAGACGUAAAUCUGUUUUAGAUGAAGAAAAACCUGUCCGAUUACGUCAUGAUGGAUAUUCGAGAAACAAAACUUCUAACUUAUACAGUUGGUCAUCUCUAGAUCCAGUGUCUAAGAGGAGCCAAAGUAGUCUGACUGCCACAGAGAUCAUAGGAAGACGAACUCCUUCAACUGAAACUUUUUCUUCUGGCUUAAACACAAGGAAUCGGUAUAGCGUAGAGGAUGGAGACCUGCUCCGCUCCAGGAGGAGAAAGUAUGAAGUGGGUAAACUGACCAGCAUUGAUUCUGUAGAAAGAAAGCCAUCCUCCAGGCAGGAACUGCAGCAAAAUCAGCGGCAUUCGAAGAGCAUGGUAGGGGAGCGAAUACGGCAGUUGGAACAUUAGCCGAACUGGAAAUACCUAAAACAGAAGAUCUUGUUGAAAAGUAAAGACAGUCCAGUCUGCACACUCCACUGAAUGCUGAAGAUGCUGCUUGUUCAACAUAUUAAUAUUUCUACUCCACACACUUCCUUCUAAGCAUUGAAUUGUGACCUAAACAAACUUGUACAGUUUUUAUUUUAUUUUAUUAUUUUGCUUUCCAUUAUAUUUGGUAAGGGAUAAAACUGCAUGAUCUCUCAGGGUAACAAGGAGGGCACAGGUAUUGUAAUUGUGUAUAUAAGAUCAGUGCUAAAUAAAAAAGCUAUUGGUAUAUGUAUGUCUGUAUAUAUUUUUAUAUGAAUAUAUACAUACACAAUAG